Physeter macrocephalus (sperm whale) is the source of this 627-nucleotide messenger RNA. RefSeq names its product GATA binding protein 4 (gene GATA4). Gene Ontology annotation, molecular function: DNA binding; zinc ion binding. NCBI's taxonomy places the organism in Eukaryota, Metazoa, Chordata, Mammalia, Artiodactyla, Physeteridae. The record is from RefSeq and is a predicted model, not a curated record. Gene Ontology annotation, biological process: positive regulation of DNA-templated transcription. Bases 1 to 627 code for a protein of 208 amino acids. The transcript has a single exon. Gene Ontology annotation, cellular component: nucleus.
AUGUACCAGAGCCUGGCCAUGGCCGCCAACCACGGUCCCCCUCCGGGGCCCUACGAGGCGGGCGGCCCGGGCGCCUUCAUGCACGGCGCGGGCGCCGCGUCCUCGCCGGUCUACGUGCCCACGCCGCGGGUGCCCUCGUCCGUGCUCGGCCUGUCCUACCUCCAGGGCGGAGGCGGGGGCACCGUGUCCGGGGCCGCCUCGGGCGGCAGCUCAGGGGCCGCGCCGUCGGGCGCAGGGCCCGGGACCCAGCAGGGCAGCCCGGGCUGGAGCCAGGCGGGGGCCGAGGGGGCCGCCUACACCCCGCCGCCCGUGUCGCCGCGCUUCUCCUUCCCGGGCACCACCGGGUCCCUGGCCGCCGCCGCCGCCGCCGCCGCGGCCCGGGAAGCCGCGGCCUACAGCAGUGGCGGCGGGGCGGCGGGCGCCGGCCUGGCAGGCCGCGAGCAGUACGGGCGAGCCGGCUUCGCGGGCUCCUACUCCAGCCCCUACCCCGCCUACAUGGCCGACGUGGGCGCGUCCUGGGCCGCGGCCGCCGCCGCCUCCGCCGGCCCGUUCGACAGCCCGGUUCUGCACAGCCUGCCCGGCCGGGCCAACCCUGCGGCCCGACACCCCAAUCUCGGUGAGUGCUGA